AUGGCCAAUGUAUGGACGUAUCUCUUGAUUUGUUUGGGAUGUUUUAUAUCCCAAUCAGAAUGUAACACCAGACAAAAACCUGUGUUCAAGGAUGAUGACUGCAUGGAGCCAAUACCCCUGGGAAUGGAAAGUGGAGACAUUCCUGACAAGAAUAUUUGGGCCUCAACAUAUGGGAACAAGCGAUUACCAAGUUAUGCCAGGCUUGGCAGACCUUCAGGUGCGUGGUCGGCAAGUACCCCAAAUGGUGAACAGUUUUUGGCAAUUGAUUUGGGUAGACGAUACAUUAUCACUGCAGUAGCCACCCAGGGUAGACAGGGUACAGAAGAGUAUGUAGCUGAAUUCAUGCUUGAGACUUCAGAUGACAACAGUACCUGGCGUGUUUACACCACUGAACUGGGAAUUGAUGAGAUUUUUAUUGCCAAUAGUAAUGGUCAAGAUGUGAAAAGAAACACGCUUGUCUUUCCCAUCCGGGCUCGUUAUAUCCGAUUUCGGCCAUGGCGCUGGAGUUCCUCAAUGUCCAUGAGAGUUGAGGUUUAUGGCUGUCGUUUUAAUUCUGAUAUUGCAUACUUUGAUGGAAAUGCUCACAUCAGUUAUGACAUCAGCAAUUUACCUGUGGCUAUACACUCUACGGAGGACCAACUAAGGAUCCAUUUUAAAACCAACAAACCAAAUGGUAUUCUUUUUUACACAGAUGGUAACCAAGGGGACUAUUUAGCUCUGGAGUUGAAAAGAGGAUACCUUUAUCUACAUGUUGAUCUGGGCUCAACUCGUUUAGUCCGAGGUGGGACAACACUUGUUGGUGGGAGCAUGUUAGAUGAUCAUCAAUGGCAUGAUGUUCUGGUUCGGCGAAAGGGGAAAAACAUCAUUCUCACUGUGGAUCGACUGGAGACGGUCGGAGAAGCAGCUGGUGACUUCUUUCGUUUAGAUCUCGAUAGCAAGCUCUUUGUCGGAGGCAUUCCAACUUUCACGAAGCCAGGUGUAACUGUCCGCUACAAUUUCUACGGCUGUAUUGAGAAUGCUCAAUUUAAUGGUGUAGAGAUAAUCCGUGAUGCUCGAGAAAACAGGGAAAGAUUCAGUACAUUUGGACUUGUUCCAUACCAGUGUCAGUUGGAAAAAAUUGUACCUAUCACCUUUCCUACCAUCACUGCCAGCAUGGAUGUUGUUGGCGAACCAAGCGGUGUUGGUUCUGGCACUGUGAGAGCUUCUUUAGAUUUUAGAACACACAACACAGACGGACUUAUCUUUUAUCAUGAAUUUAGUGAGAAAGGUUUUGUCAAGGUUGAAUUGAAUUCUGAAGGUUACGUAUUGUAUCAUGUGGAGAGCCAGACAGGACAAAUUGUUGAAGAUAUCAUCAGAAACAAUGAUGUUGAGAGUCCCACCAAGUCCUUCAGUGAUGGAUUAUGGCAUAGCUUAUUUUUGUCAGUGGAUACAGAAAAGGUGAAUUGUACAGUGGAUCGAAAUUCUAUUGUGUCAUCCAGAAAACUGAAUAUUAAAGCCGGACAGAACUAUCAUUUAGGUGGUAGAGAGACAAAUGUUGGAUUUGUUGGUUGUAUGCGUCAUUUGGACAUUGCAAAUUUGCCGAACACUGAUGGAUUGCCCAGAGGAGCGACAACAAAAGGUGUGACCAUUGGGACUUGCAGUAUUCGAGAUAGGUGCACUCCCAACCCUUGUGAAAAUAAUGGUGUCUGUUAUCAGACUUGGUCAACUUUUAGUUGUGAUUGUGAUAAAACUGGUUACAGAGGAGCAGUUUGCCAUAUCUCUGCGCAUUAUUUGUCAUGUCGUUUUUACAAGAUGCAAAACCAGAACCAAAAGAAGGAAACUAUAAAAAUUGAUUUAGAUGGUUCUGGACCAUUGAGGCCAUUUGAGGUUGACUGCUCUCAAAACAAUGAAGAGGGCAAAUCCAUUUUUGAGACUGAUGUUGGUCAUAACAGUGAGAAUCCAGUUACUGUGAAUGGAUAUGACCCUGCUGGUUCCUAUGUUCGGAAUGUCCGUUAUUCAGCUGGUAUUGAAGAACUCAAUGAGCUCGUAGAGCGUGCCACGUCCUGUGAACAGUUCAUCAGCUACAAGUGCAACAAUUCACGUCUGUUUGCAAUGCCACCAGAUGGCAGUAAUGCUGAAACUUUUGGUUGGUGGGUUGGAAGAACGUUCCAGCCAAUGUACUACUGGGGCAAGGCAGCUCCAGGUUCCAAGAAAUGUGAGUGUGGACUGACAGCCAGUGGAUGUGAAGGUUCAAGUACAACCUGUAAUUGUGAUGCUGGUCUUCUUCAACAAAAAGUUGACUCUGGUUUUCUGCGGCACAAAGAAUACUUGCCAGUUCUUGAGUUGCAUUUUGGUGACACUGGGACUGUGACAGACAAUAAAAUUGGUGAACAUCAGCUGGGAAAACUGAAAUGUGAAGGAGACAAUCUCUUUGAUAACGUGGUGACAUUCCGAAAACCUGAUGCUGUCAUUAAAUUUCCAACAUUUGAAGCUAAAAGCUCUGGUGAUAUUUGGUUCCAGUUCAAGACAACAAUCCGUGACGGUGUGAUGAUCCAUUGUGUUGGACCAAAGGAUUACAUUCGAGUGGAAAUAUCCAGUGGUAAUACCAUAAAAUUCCGAUUUGAUGCUGGUGAUGGUGAACGGGUCUUACAGAUAAGAACGGCUGCAGGUUUGAAUGAUGAUCGUUGGCAUGCUGUUCAUGUAGAACGCAACCGUAAACAAGCUUGGUUGAAAUUAGAUACUCAAGGUGAAGAAGUUUGGAAUGAACCACCGGAACAAGGCCCAAGGACAAUGGAUCUCACAUCACCUUUGGUAGUCGGUGCCGCAGUGGGUUAUCAAGAUGGUUUCGUUGGCUGCAUUCGCGGUCUGAUGGUUAAUGGCGUUCUCUUAGAUAUGAAAGGAAUGGUAUCCAGAGGUGAAGUCACUUACGGCGUGUCUGAAGGUUGCAUUGGUAAAUGUUCUAGCAAUCCUUGCUUCAAUGGAGGUACUUGUUAUGAGGGAUAUUCGAGUUACACCUGUGAUUGUUCUUAUACACCUUUCCGAGGUUGGAUGUGUGGCAGAGAGGUUGGAGCCAACAUGGUACCAAGCCAUAUGAUUACAUACAAGUUUGAUUCCACUCAUGGUCUGUCAGCCACAGAUUUUGAAUUUGCCCAGAUUGGGUUUUCUACUGCCAAAAUGCAAGGCAUCUUGAUGCAGAUUAGGAAUGCAGCAAAUACUGAAUACAUCUCGGUCGAGAUUAACAAUCAUGGGGGUGUCAAAAUGGCAUUUGAUAUUGGCUAUGGGCGAGAUGAAAUCAAUACAGAAAAUCACGGAAUCAGUUAUGCCAACAACCAACAACACGUUGUGACUAUUCACAUUACAGAAAGAGGACGUCAUAUAAAGAUGCAGGUUGACAAUUAUGAGCCAACAAUAAGAAGGAUUCCUGUGUCGGAAACUGCUGAUACUAUCCUGAAUGAUCCAGCUAUCAUGUACAUUGGUCGAAAUGACACCAUGCCUCUUGGAAAAGGAUUUGAAGGAUGCAUUUAUCGUAUGCAAGUUCAAAAUAUUUUCCCUUUGAAAAGAGUUUUCCAGGACCCACGUCCCAGUUAUGUUACCUUGACACCAAAAGAGCUCAGUUUUGGUAUACCUGCAUUUUUAUUUCUCUUCAUCUAUGUGAGCAUGAUGCUAAAUGACUGUUUGCAAAACUUCACAUGCCUUGGUGCGUAG
Acanthosepion pharaonis is the source of this 3684-nucleotide messenger RNA. The record is from the annotation of a GenBank genome assembly. Lineage: Eukaryota; Metazoa; Mollusca; Cephalopoda; Sepiida; Sepiidae.